CGGGUAUACUGUGCCGGUACCGUUCGUUUAGCCACAUCGACUUUAUUAUGGUGAUUCCGUCAAUUUUGUGAUUCACGAUUCCUGGAAGACCUAAAGUUAAAAUUUGAAAGUACUAUUACUAUUAUCGAUAAAGUUUGUGGGUGGUUGAAAAUAGGAUAUCACUUUGUUCUGAUUUCAAAAAGUGUUAUUGUGGUGGUCGACUGUAUAACAACAUUCAACAUGGCUCUUAAGGCCCAAGUUGGUCAAAAAAUAAUGAAUGAAGUCAUUAAACAUAAACCUGUCAAGAAGAAUGGUCCUGUUGCACAACAACAGUCUCAUGGCGUUGAAUGGAGGAUCUUAGUGGUGGAUCAACUUGCCAUGAGAAUGGUGUCUGCAUGUUGUAAGAUGCACGACAUAUCGGCUGAGGGAAUUACUUUGGUCGAAGAUAUAAAUAAAAAAAGGGAACCGCUAACAACUAUGGAAGCUGUUUACUUGAUCACGCCUUCUGAAAAAUCUGUUCGUGCCCUGAUGAAUGAUUUUGAAUCGCCUCGAUACAUGUAUAAGGCUGCUCACGUCUUUUUCACUGAAGUUUGCCCUGAGGAACUUUUUAAUGAGCUGUGCAAAUCGUGUGCGGCCAAAAAAAUCAAAACUCUGAAGGAGAUCAACAUUGCCUUUCUGCCGUAUGAGUCCCAGGUGUGUGGUGUUUGUAGACUGCUANUCGGAGAGUAUCCCCACGUGAGAUAUCGUAGUGAUUGGGAAAGAAACGUUGAGCUUGCUCAGUUGAUUCAGCAGAAAUUGGACGCAUAUAAAGCAGAUGAGCCCACUAUGGGAGAAGGUCCCGAAAAAGCUAGAUCUCAGUUGAUCAUUUUGGAUCGCGGCUUCGAUUGUGUUUCCCCCUUGUUACACGAACUCACCUUUCAAGCUAUGGCAUAUGAUCUGUUGCCCAUCGAAAAUGAUGUGUACAAAUAUGAAGCAUCAGCCGGAGUCCUGAAAGAGGUCCUCCUGGACGAAAACGAUGAACUAUGGGUUGAGCUUCGACACCAACACAUUGCUGUGGUAUCACAAAGCGUAACGAAAAAUUUAAAGAAAUUCACUGACUCGAAACGCAUGACACAGAGCGACAAACAGUCAAUGAAGGAUUUGUCGACAAUGAUAAAAAAAAUGCCGCAGUACCAAAAAGAAUUGUCAAAGUACGCCACUCAUUUGCACUUGGCCGAAGAUUGCAUGAAAGCUUACCAAGGCUACAUCGACAAACUCUGCAAAGUCGAACAGGAUUUAGCAAUGGGUACAGAUGCAGAAGGUGAAAAAAUCAAAGACCACAUGCGCAACAUCGUUCCCAUUCUGUUAGACCCUAAAAUAACCAAUGAAUAUGACAAAAUGCGGAUCAUAGCCUUAUACGCAAUGACAAAAAAUGGUAUAACAGAAGAAAACUUGUCAAAGCUUGCCACUCACGCCCAAAUUAAGGAUAAGCAGACAAUUGCUAAUUUGCAAUAUCUAGGCGUCAAUGUCAUCAACGAUGGUGGCAAGAGAAACAAAGGUUACACCAUACCGAGAAAAGAAAGAAUCACAGAGCAAACAUACCAAAUGUCGAGGUGGACACCAGUUAUCAAAGACCUGAUGGAGGAUUGCAUUGAGGAUAAAUUGGAUCAGAAACACUUUCCAUAUCUCGUCGGUAGAGCUCAGUCCACUGGAUAUCAUGCUGCACCAUCAAGUGCUCGAUAUGGCCAAUGGCAUAAGGACAGAGGUCAGCAGGCCGUCAAAAAUGUACCGAGGCUUCUAGUCUUCGUAGUGGGAGGAAUCAGUUUCUCAGAAAUUCGUUGCGCUUAUGAAGUUACCAACGCCCAGAAAAAUUGGGAAGUCAUAAUCGGUUCUUCGCACAUACUCACUCCAGAAGGUUUCCUCAGUGAUUUGGCUACGCUUGCUGGCUAGAAUUCAGCGAAAAAGGUUACAUUCAAUGUACCGGAAUAAAUUUUUGUUAUUUUACAUCUUUGAGUUCUGCAUCACAGCUUUUCGGCAAGCUUGUAUAACCCGAGACAGAGAUGAAAGUUAAUGUAAUGCACCUUUUCAAUUUUACUUAUAGGCCAAUCAGAUGGAAAAUCAACGAAUUCAGUAAAGUUUUCCACUAAAGGAACUUUGUCUUGCCAGUAUUCUGUAACUCGUUAUUUAUUUCAAGAACACUGCGUUUAGUCUCGUAAUAUGCUUUAGAUUGACAUCUGACAUUUUACAGAAAUUUUUUAUCACAAAUUUUGUUUGUUAACCUAAUUUCUUGAAAAUUACUUUGAAUGUGAUUGAAGUAACAUUAUUGAUUCUAAUUUUUUAAUGAUAUCAAUCCCAAACAGCGUAAGGACAUCGAUGGAUAUCCUUGGGUGGUCCAUUCUGGAUAUUGCUUAUAUGUGAUGGAUGCCCGAUUUAUGAUCAAGGAUAUCCAUAGGAUAUCCAUCAGGAACAUUCUUGAAAGAGGUUUUUUGCCUUUGAAGUUAUCCAAUUAUUGAAAUAAUCUGUUACUGAAGUAAAUUAUACAAAUGAUCUGAGUAUGUCCACCACUAGACAAAACUCUGUAAGAACAGAGAAGAAAAGUUGGCAAAUGUCAAAACAAUAAAAUGGUUUUGGUUGUCUACAGGUAUUCAGUGCAAAUGAUCUGAAUAUCACUAUCGCUGAUCAUCUUUAUUUUUACAAUAUGUUUCAAAUAUGUAAAAAUGGAAAGAAUAUCAAACUUCAGAUGAGAAAGAAGCAAACGAAAUUCAAAUCAGCUCUCCUCACGAACUAUUUAAAUUUUUGUUUUGUUUUGGAUAUCCCACAGAUGUUCAUAUGAUAUCCACCGAAGGAUAUCUGUUCCAGAGAUAUCUCAUGGACAUCCAUUUCACGUCCCAGGAUAUUCCCACCUGUCUGGGAUUUUAGCAUUUUGAGUUGAGUUUGUUGUCAUGCUGUUAUCAGCUCACCAAAACCAUUCAGGUCCUUAUCCCUGUCAUGGAAAACUUCAGAAUAAUAAGUAGCUGUCUUGAAUGUUGUUUAUCAAAUAUUCUAUCUGUUAGGCCUGUAGCCAUGAAAAUUAUGCUAUAUAAUGAUUACUAAUUGUUUCCAAGAACAAUCCAGCUGGUUUUUUCAAGUCUUCCUUAGUGUUCAGGAAAGGAAAACCAGCAACUAUUUCCCUCUAAUUUAUAUUCAACUAUAGCUUUAAAUAACCAUUAUUUGAGAAAGUUAUCAUAAAAUCUAGUCUUGAAUAAAUUGCACAUAGUAUGAUAGGAAUUAGUUACAUCUGAACUGUUUUAGAGUAUUCUAAAGCAUUUGAAAUCGACUUGUAAAUCGUAAUAUAUAUAUGUUAGAAUAGUUAAUUGUAUAUUAAAACAGUGAGUUGGGUAUUUCUGAAGCCUUGGUUUUGACUUGUAAGGGGGUGAAGAUAUCUUUUUUGGCGCUUCGUGGAAAAUUAGUCAGGACUAUCUGUCAAAAAUUGUUUUUCCAAAAUUUUCAAAACCAAUAUCGACGACGACUUUUUCUGUUUUAAUCUGUGUUAUUGCCUAGCUGUUGUUAGUAUUAAUAAUUUUACGAAUACAUAUAUGUAUCUAUAAUUCUGCAGCAGGAAUCCGAAUAGUAUUUUCUUUUUUUGAUAAUAACUGCUUGAGAUGUUUCUAGUUGAAAAUUUAACAUUUAUAUGAUGGGUACUUUGGAUCUCCCGUGUAAGUUUUUCUUCUUAUUAAUUUUUAUAUACAUUCCAUUUUUGGAUUCCUGCAGCAAUUCAAUAUUUAAUAUGGUAUAUAAGUUUAUAAAAUUUGUUGAAUUUUAUUUUUCAAUAUUAAGAAUUUUUAAGAUCAGUGUUACAGUUGACAAUAUAAGAUAUAACUGAGUGUUUGUGUGCUAUUUAUUUGUUCUAGUUAAUAUCCUUGAUGGUUAUGGAUAAUAUCAUGUCAAUUGAAAUUGAAUAAAUCUUAGCAAGCAA
Molecule: messenger RNA, 3913 nt
Organism: Leptinotarsa decemlineata (Colorado potato beetle)
Lineage: Eukaryota; Metazoa; Arthropoda; Insecta; Coleoptera; Chrysomelidae
Gene: Rop
Product: Syntaxin-binding protein Rop
Biological process (GO): vesicle-mediated transport
Source: RefSeq, a predicted model, not a curated record